Messenger RNA from Oncorhynchus masou masou (cherry salmon), 696 nucleotides. Its product is annotated as beta-crystallin B1-like. Gene Ontology annotation, biological process: lens development in camera-type eye; visual perception. Bases 1 to 696 code for a protein of 231 amino acids. The transcript is spliced from 5 exons. Gene Ontology annotation, molecular function: structural constituent of eye lens. The record is from RefSeq and is a predicted model, not a curated record. NCBI's taxonomy places the organism in Eukaryota, Metazoa, Chordata, Actinopteri, Salmoniformes, Salmonidae.
AUGUCUCAGACCGCUAAGUCCGCCUCCAGUCAGGGCACUGAUGCUAAGGACAAGGGAGCCCCUGCCCCCGCUGCCACCAGCAAGGCCACCAAGACCGGAGACCCUGGCAUGGGAAACUUCAAAAUCAUGCUGUUCGACCAGGAGAACUUCCAGGGCAGAAUGAUGGAGAUCCAGAAUGAGUGCAUGAACGUGUGUGACCGCGGCAUGGAGAGAGUGCGCAGUAUCAUUGUUGAGUGCGGCCCCUUUGUUGCCUUUGAGCAGACUAACUUCCGUGGGGAGAUGUUCAUCUUGGAGAAGGGAGAGUACCCUCGCUGGGAUACCUGGAGCAACUCUUACCGUAGCGACUGCCUCAUGUCCCUCAGACCCAUCCGCAUGGACAGCAUGGAGCACAAGAUCUGUCUGUUUGAGCUCUCUGACUUCAAGGGCAAUAAGAUGGAGAUCCAGGAGGAUGACGUGCCCACCCUCUGGGCGCACGGCUUCACUGACAGGGUGGGCAGCGUGAGGGUGCCUGGCGGAGUGUGGGUGGGUUACCAGUACCCCGGAUACAGAGGCUACCAGUACCUGUUUGAGUGUGGUGACUACAGACACUACAACGAGUUCUGUGCCUUCCAGCCCCAGAUCCAGUCCAUGCGUCGCGUCAGGGACAUGCAGUUCCAUCAGCGUGGUUGCUUCAACCUCACUUCCGCCACCAAGUGA